Calliphora vicina (urban bluebottle blowfly) is the source of this 1837-nucleotide messenger RNA. RefSeq names its product zinc finger protein 182-like. Gene Ontology annotation, biological process: regulation of transcription by RNA polymerase II. Gene Ontology annotation, molecular function: RNA polymerase II cis-regulatory region sequence-specific DNA binding; zinc ion binding; DNA-binding transcription factor activity. The transcript has 3 exons. The record is from RefSeq and is a predicted model, not a curated record. Gene Ontology annotation, cellular component: nucleus. The coding region runs from base 12 to 1649 and encodes 545 amino acids. NCBI's taxonomy places the organism in Eukaryota, Metazoa, Arthropoda, Insecta, Diptera, Calliphoridae.
GUGUGCAAAAUAUGGAUUUCUUAGAGAAAUUAGAAAAUCAACAAUGUCGUGCAUGUUAUAAUUCCACAAAAGGUUUAAGGCUCCUAACAAAUCUAACUAAAUGCGCUGGCAGUCAACAACAAAAAUCCUAUGCUGAACUUUUAAAAGAUGUCUCUAAUAUAAAUAUUAUGGAAGAUUUAUAUGGUGAUCAAAUGCCACAACAGAUAUGUGAAAGUUGUGCACGCAGAUUGAAAAUGGCUCAUGCCUUCAUACAACAAACACAGGAAGUUAAUGAACGUCUUACUUCCAUUGCUGCACAAGUGGAGGCUAAUAAACAGUUAAAUUGCUUGCAAGAAGUUCCGGUUGAUGUAUUACCCAUAGACAAUAUAAAAGCAGAAAAAGAUGAAGAUGAGAUGGACUUUUUGGGACAAUUUGAACCAGAAUGUUUUGUCGAGUUAAAAGUAGAAGAGCCGGAGCAUAAUAUGGCUAUUGACAAUACGAGUGAGGAUGUGUUGAGUUUAAAUAAGAAUGUAGAAGGUUCAACAGAAGUCGUAACUUUAUCUGAAUAUAAAAGUCCGAGCUCGAAUGAUUCCAUUAAUGAAAAUUUUAAAACAAAAGACAAUAAUGUAACCAAGACAGAUUCUAAUGAUACUAAAGACUUAUCCAAUGAUGAUGAAAUUGAUAAUAAUAACUCUGAUUCGGAUACGGAUUGGAAAGAUGAAGAAGAAGUAGAUUUUACACCAAUUACAAAAGAGAAAAAGAAAAACAUUCCAAAAUCCAAAAAAUCCUCUAACAAUGCUGACGAUGAUAUUGCAGUACCCUGUGCAGAAUGCAAUAAAAUAUUUAGUAAUUCCAAAGCAUUGGCCCGUCAUAAACGCAAUACCCACAUACCAGAAGAACAAAAGUGUACCUGCCCCCUGUGUGGUCGUAGAUUUUCACGAUCUUGCAACAUGUACAAGCACAUGCGUACGUUUCAUGGUCCUGAUUCAGUGCCUUUAAUACGUAAGCCCUCAACAAAGGAGCGACUGUUUCAGUGUGAUAAAUGUGAAAGAAAUUACACCAAAAAAAGUCACUUGAAUUUGCAUAUAAAAGAAAAACAUAGCAACGUCGAAGCCGGAACCGAAAAGGACGCUCAGCAAACAGAAGGAGCCGACGAAUCAAAACCGGCAGGCGAAGAAGCUCAAAAAAAAGAAAAGCCGAAAAAACGAUAUGAAGUACGUUCAUUGUGUUCCAUAUGCGGCAGUUCAUUUGCAAGUAGAACUCAUUUGGUUGUGCACAUGAGACGUCACACUGGGGAGCGACCCUUUAAAUGUGAUCUCUGUGAACGUGCCUAUCCACGUCUCUCAGAACUUGUUUGCCAUCGGCGUAUACAUACGGGUGAGAAACCAUUUAAAUGUAAAAUUUGCGAUAAAGCUUUUCGUGUGUGGAGUAAGAUGAGCAAUCACAUGCGUUCACACACCGACAUCCGACCCUAUAAAUGUACGCAAUGUGAACGUAGUUUUAAAUAUUCCAAAGAUUUAAACAUACAUUUUCGCAUACAUACGGGUGAACGACCUUAUAAGUGUAAUGUAUGCGGUAGCACAUUUACCCAAAGUAAUACCCUGAAAGCUCAUCGUUCAAAGCUGGGGCAUAUGGACGAAGUUAUCGUUGCGAAUGAUAACGUAGUUUAGGCAAAAUAAACAUAAACUUGCUACUGUAGAGAGUAGAUAUAAACUAAAUAAUGUCAUUACAUACUAUAUUAAGCAUUUAUAUACAUAUGUAUUUAUUUAAAUUUAAGUCUAAAUUAUAUUUAUUUUUAACUGAUUGUAAACUAAAAAUGUACUAUUAAUUUAUUAAAUAAACGUAAAUUAUCAAACUA